AACAGUGCGCGGGGCAAACCUAGUGUGCGUUACCUCUGUUCGAAACGUUCUGUCUGAACGUAGAUAUACAGUGAUGUGUUGUUUAUAUACAAAGGACAACUAUUACCACGUAUAAAUGAGUGCGAAAAAACCAAAGCUGCCUGGUUUAAACAUCCGUGGUAGCUCAAGUAGACACGACUGGGAUUCUGUUGGAACAAUCAAGUUUUUCACUGACAAAGAUGGUGAUAUUAGUGGUUUAGAUGAAGCAAUGAGAACUAUUAGUAUGGGUACUCGGCAGUCUGGAGAAGCGAAUGUGCAUUCACCAUCCUCACAUACAAGCGACAAAGAUUCCACAUCAUAUACUGGGUAUAUUGAUGAGUUUAGUGGGCAAAACAAAUUAGAUGUUGAAAUUGCUGUUGAAGCAACAAGCAUUUCUGAAUCAAUUAGUCCCACGGAUCUGACUGAUUCAACUGAGUCGGCUAAAGAAACUCAUGGUUAUAUGAAUGAAUCAAGUUUUAGUCAACAGACAAAUGAAUCUCUUGGUGUUUUCUCAUUCAAUAACGAUCUAAAUACGAACUCAAAUGUUCUUCCGAAUUCUAUCGAUGUUUUCAGGACUAAUGACAGACAUAACUCACUGGACUUAGAUGACUCAAAGGAUAUAUCAUCGUCCCCCGGUAGUCAUGUUGUUCAUUCAUUAAAAUCAAAUGUAGAUGGUAAUUCAUUAAAAACUGUAUUGUUAGAUGAAGAUUUGAAUGUUCACUUACAUUCAAAUGUUUUACCUAAUUUGACUCCAGAUUGUACAACAACAACAACAACAACAACAACACCGUCUACCAUUUUGGUUAAUCCAUCUAGAAUCAACACUUUGUCGUUUAAUACAUCCAGUAAUCCAGUCAACUCUGUUAUGGGUAAUCAACAUGAUACUCAUGUUCCUACUUCUAAUGAUUCAAUUAAACCACCAAUAAAUGUCAAUAUUGAUAAAACGAGGAACGUUUCCGAUCCUACGCCACCAUGUUUAUCAUCAUCAAAACUGAAAAUGAAUUCAUCACCACCAACAUCUACACUUGCAAUUGAUAGCAACGAUCAAAUUUUUAAUAAAGUUACUGAACCAACUUGUAUACCCAUUUCUACACCAAAUACUAGAAAUUCCGCAUCCAUUUCUCGUGCUCCUCUUCUUCAUUCUUCUCCUUCUCCGAUAACAAAUACUUUAUCGGAAAAUCCUCAAAUCAGACAACGUAAUGUUACUACUACUACUACUAAUGCCACUAUCACAAUUGAUAGCAAUAUUAUACCAGGUGCUACUGGUUCAAAGGUGCUCAGAUCAAAAUCACAUCGUCUAUCAGUGGUUAAAAAAUCUCAUCCAUGGAUGCGUUAUACAUUUUGUUCACUGACAGUAUUUUUGAUUUAUUGGCUUUUUAAUGGUUUUCUAUUGGGUCUAACUGUUGGUUGUAUACUAACAUAUACAUUCAUUACAGUGUAUAAUUAUUUGCAUAGUCGUACAAACUAUUCUAAUCAAAUUCUCUGUCCAAUAUCAGGAUUGCCAUUAGAUCACUUAUGCUGUUCACUGCAUUAUCGACAAGAACAAGAGGGCCAGUAUCAAGGUUCACAAUGGUGGCCAAUCUAUUCACCUGCUAUGCCAAAUUUAACUUCUAUUUUAACUAACAACGCGAACAGUACUAAUAAAUGUAUGCAGUUAAGAAAUUUGCCUAAUUUCACUGUACCAAAUAUGCUUGAAGAAGAUGUUAGCAAAUCAACUAUCUCAGGUCCAUUGGGAAAUAGUUUAGGUUUUAAAUAUGACAAUAAUGGACGGCCCGUAUACAAAGGAUGGUUAAAUGAGACUAUUCAUUAUGAUCCUGAAACUCAUCAUAUUGGCAAAACAUUUUCUGUCUUCCUCACGCUUGAUGGUACACAAUUACGCCUACAACGCCCAGAACAUAAUAUUACUCGUAGAUCUUUAUGGAAUGAUGAAAUCCCAUCAACUACAACUAUGCGAUUCAAACAACAGCAUAUUUAUGAUUUAACUAAUGCAACUGUUACACUCCUUCCAUAUGGCUUAGUCGGCAAACGUCUAUGGAGUAGAAAAUAUCCUAUUUGUAUCACCGUCUACACUGAAGGUAGAUUCAAGCGCAAAAAUGAAAGACUUGAUUCACUACCAUCAUCGACGAGCUUUCCAAAUAUCAUAUUAUCUACUAGCUCUAAUAUAGCAGUGAAUGAAUCCUCUGACUUGACCAUGGAUACCUCUAUUCCAUCAGCUGGAGAUAUGGAGUUCCCUGAUGAUACUAGUAUCAAUGUAUUGCAAACUUCAAGCAAAUCAAAUAUGAAAAAUUUAUAUUUGUUUGGAAGAACAUGUCGCGAAAAAGAAACAUGGUACCGUAGACUGAAAGCUGCCUCAUUGGGCACACCCCUUAUAUGGACACCUCAGAUGGCUGUACAACAUUAUCUUUUGGCAUCAGAUAUUAAUAAUAGUAAUAAUAACGUUGGUUUACCGGAUUAUUUAAGUGGUACUGCCACAACAGCUUCUAAUAUCAUUUCUAAUCACAACGACAGCACAUUGAGUGACGAUGAGAGUCAACCUGAUGGAAAUACAUUAUCGAAUCUGAUAACAUGUUCUGAUUCAGCUGCCAGUAUCGCUAAUACUGAUGUUGUUACCACUAUUACUACUACUAUUAGUAGUAAUAAUAGCAAUAGUACUCCCACUGGUUUAAGCAGUACAACCAAUACUAAUAGCACUUAUUCAUCCAGCAUAAAUCUUUCAAAUUAUGGCACUUCAAUACCUGGGAAUCGUGAACCAGUCUAUGUUUCAUAUGUCCGAUAUAUGGCUAAAUUUAUGCCCGCCAAUUGGCUUGUACGAAGUGCACAAGCAUUAAAAUUAAAUGUUAAUCAAAUUAAUUGUGAUACAAAUAUGAUAUGGCUUAAUGCAUUAAUUGGUCGUUUGCUAUGGGAUUUUCUUCGUGAACCUUAUUGGUUAGAAAAGAUAAAAAAUAAGAUUCAAGCAAAGUUGAAAAAAAUACAUCUUCCAAAUUUCAUCAAUGAACUCACUGUCGUUGAUAUUGAUUUGGGCUCAGAAAUACCUGUACUAAGACGUAUCGGAUGUCCUUAUCUGGAUGCACAUGGUCUAUGGAUUGAAGUGGAUGUUGGUUAUGCUGGAGGGUUCUCAUUUGCUUUGGAAACAAGUGUUAAUUUAAUGCGGUGGAAUCAAAAACUUCGUGAAGAAAAAGAUAUUACCUAUUCAUCAGAUAAUUUUGCUCAAAAUUCACUAUCCAAUGAAUCUCUACCAAAAGUUCAUUCUCGUUCGAUAACAAAAAUGGCCGCUUACCUAUCUGAUGAAGAGGACAGUGCUGAUUCAACAACUGACUCUGAAUUAGAUGAAACAACUAAUAUUAGUCAAAAUUCCAGUCCAAUAAAUAGUUUACGACCUGGGCGUAACUUACCAUCCACAGGACUAAUCAUAGGUGGAAUGAAAUCCGGUGAUAAUGAACGUGUAAACCCUGAAGACAACAGUCCAGUAAAUUUACAGCCUGUCUUACCGUCUCGUCGAAGGAUUAUACGUAUUGUCGAUCGCAUCACCAAAUCCUCAUAUUUUCAAAGAGCCGUUGAUACAAAACUAGUCCAGCGUGGUAUGGAACGUUUGUCAAACACACCAAUUGUAUUACAAGUUGAGAUACAAAUGUUAAGUGGUACGCUUUUAGUCAAUAUCCCUCCACCGCCCAGUGAUCGUCUGUGGUAUGGUUUUCGUCCUGUACCUAAUAUACGACUUAAAGCACGUCCUCGUGUUGGAGAAAAAGUUGUUACAAUGUCACGUAUAUUGGAAUGGAUUGAAAAGAAAAUGAUUCUUGAAUUCCAGUGAAUAUGAAAUGAAGAAUACAUAACCAAUAAUUUCUAUUGGGAACAAUUUAGUGUUGCCUCAUUUUGAUGAUAUCUUGAGCAAUUCUAACUGUAAUCAGCAGUUGAUUUCCGUUUUAUACAAUUUUUGCGUUGUAUCGAAAACUAUGAUGGAUGAAGACUGGAUAUAUAUAUAUUCCAAUUGUUGAAUAUUUAUUCUUCACAGAAUGUAUUGACACUUGUUAAGUGGAUUUAUUACUUACAAUAUAUUGAAAAUCGGAACCUUUCUCUCACUUCAUCUGUGGUUAGCAAUUUUAUUACUAUUCUUUUGUUUCUAUUUACCCAACUUUCUUUUCUUUUGAGUGCUUUGAAGAAAUAGACCUGACUAUUGUUCUCAGUGUGUACCGUUGCCAUCUUCCUAGGUACUUUUAAUACUGUAAAACACGACAAUAGGCAGAAGGUAUAUACAUUUAUUGCGAGAGGUUACAAAGUAUUUACAUAAUACAUAUAGCUUUCAAUCGUCUAUUUGCAUCUUCCGAUGUAUUCUGCAAUCUGAACUGUCUUCUCGGCUGGCCUCCAGGUGUUCUGCCAACACCGUGCUUUUGAUGCACUGAAACUCUGUCCGACAAUUUUUACAACUUCGACGCCGCAUUCCGAUAAACACUACUAACAAAUAUCCUUGUGAGUAGCGUCCACUACACUACAAUCAAUCUGUAUAAAUUAGAAGCAUCAAGAACAUGAGCAAAAAUUGUAAUGAUUAUUUGCAAGGGUUGGAUUAUUCAACGUCGUAUCAACAUCAGGGAUGCUUCGAUAUAUGUCAGUUAUAGCAGUGAAAUCCAAGACACUCAUCUCCACUUGUUAGGGACUCUUCACCCGGAACUACCCGCUUUGUGUUGAAGGUGAACAUCAACACCAGGAUUUAGGCGUAUCCAACGAAUGGGUAUUAGGAUAGAACGUCCGUCUUGAAUUCCAUUGCUAGUCAUAAUUCAAAAUAAUGUAAUGUUAUUCGGUAGUAAAACUCAAGGAAGUUAUCACAGCUUUUCCAUUGGGCUUGCACUUCAGACACUUUACACGUUUACCUUUCAUUCGAUAUUAUUAAGCCAUUAAUUUGUUGCUACUUUAUUUAUCCCGGCUAACCUCAAUCUCCAUACCAUAACACAGUUCCGGUUGUUUAAAUGAUUUCAUCCUGAUUUACUGCCGUUGUCACUUCACAACAGCACCCCCGUGGUGUAAUCAAUAAAUGAUCGCUAUCAUUGUUCAUAGUCAGACCUCACAAGUACUAACGCAGCAGGCACCGCUCUUUCUACAACCGAUAGUAACACUCAAACAUACAAAUUCUCUCAUCUGUUUCAGUAACCUAACGAUUGAGUUUCUGAAGGCCUAUAGCUUAUCACUUCACACUAGUGAGACCGAUCUCCAUAUUUUCCUGGAAUUAAGGAUAUUUAUACACAUACACAAACUGACUUUCAUAUUUUUAUGAAGGCAACAGUGUCCAGUAUUCUUAAGAUAACUGACCUCGCCUCUAAACCAAAGACUAUGGUUCUUGUUAUAAAUAAACCAUAUGAAGGGAAAAUAUUCUAGACGCUUAGUACAGAUUGUACGGAGUUAUAGACAAGAAAGUGAAAAGUACAUUGUUUACCAACAAUCUCUCGAAGUGCGUUUGUAUUUUUCUGUCGUCAUAUUUUACCACCAAAUAACAGUAAACAUUAUUUUGAAACAAACCUAAUAAUAAAUUUUGUUGGUUGGAUCACUCGAAGGUGAUUGAUUUUCAUUUCAUAGACAUCUAACACAUUUGUAGGGACUUCUGAAAAGUCACACACCAACGUACAUCUAGAUUGUAUAUUACUUCAGACUAAUUGUUUGUAGUAUAUAACGAAACUUAAGAUACGUUGACCACGCUUAAAAUCGAUAUCAUUGUAUACAAAUUUGUUGUAUUCUGGUGAAGCACACUCAGCCUUUAAGAAAUCGGUUUCGAACGAACUAGGUCACAGUAUCAUCAGAUUAUUUUAUAAAAAAGGUUAUGGAGUAACUGAACGACGAAAGACACGUUGUAUUUACACGGCGUAAGGUAAUACUGAUGAUUUUAGAUAUUACAAGUACGGAAGACAUUAUAGCCAUUUAAUGCUGUUGUAAAUACUAGUCCUGGUACUUGUGGAUGCCAGUGUGCUUCCUUUAAUUCUGUUUGGCCACCAUGAACAAAUAACAAUUGAACUGGUAUGCCUAAAUCUUCUUCAUCUGCCUCAUGAUUUGAACUUGAUUCAUUUGACUGUUUUAAUUCUUGUUCAGAUUGUUCUAAACUAAUGUCCCAGAAUGUAGCUUGAUCGUCUUCACAUGUAGCUACAAACACUCCAGCGUCAUUCGGAUGCCAUUCCACUGAUGUGAUUGGUUUCUUGUGGUACUACAAGACAAACCAAAAUACAUCAUCUUAAUAUAAUAAUGACAACAACAAUUGACACUGAGAUUUUACAACAAAAUAAUUUAGUAGAUAUCAAAAGUAAACUUAACGUGAUGGUAGCUAAUGGGAAUCCGUGUAAAAGAAAUAAAACCGUGACUUUCCAUGAGUGGAUUAAUAAUACUUUUCAGACAGAAUGUACAGUCUACUAGUGGAGAAUGCAUUAUCUAAAUUAUGCUUAUAAAUGAAUCAACCAAUAAUAUUUACGUUAAACGCUUACCACGUAGACUCAAUUCGGUCUACAGGCGGUCAUAUUCUGCUUAAUUGACAAUCACGAAAUUUUGCUUUUUCUAUAGACAAAAAUGAUUUUUCCACUGAUUUCAUUUGCUGCAUCCCUUACUAUCGUUUGAAACAAGUAACGAUUAACUAUACAGUUUACCUGUUUCGACUACACCUACGCGGUCAUAGGACUAACUCAAGAAAUCUACCUGCAGGCCAUAAAAGACAUUGACUGUUAGACUUAGUCACGUCAGCAUAUACAGAUGCAAGUGGGGGUUGUGUGGUCAGUGGUUGAGGACGUUGGGUCAAACAGCUCAAAACCAUUCAGGACGACCCACAUUUAUUCAUUAUUUUUCUCUAAAUCUUGGGUUUCAGUACUUUUUCAUGCGCGCCUUUUUAUUUCUUAUGCUCAAACCAUAUUCUUAAUUUUAUUGUAACUGCAAUUCUUCCAACUUUUUUGCCAUUCAUCUUGUUACUCUUCUCUUGUCGUGCUGAGAGAGUUAGGCUAACGUACGUUUGACUCUCGCUCUACGUUGAUUAGAUCUAAGUGCAACGAAUUCACAGUUCUAUCGUGUGAUUGUAUAACCUGAUAAUACAAUUAUCCCUCAC
Molecule: messenger RNA, 7081 nt
Organism: Schistosoma curassoni
Lineage: Eukaryota; Metazoa; Platyhelminthes; Trematoda; Strigeidida; Schistosomatidae
Source: the annotation of a GenBank genome assembly